Fusarium mangiferae is the source of this 786-nucleotide messenger RNA. RefSeq lists its product as uncharacterized. The coding region runs from base 1 to 786 and encodes 261 amino acids. The record is from RefSeq and is a predicted model, not a curated record. Gene Ontology annotation, molecular function: protein binding. The transcript is spliced from 2 exons. Lineage: Eukaryota; Fungi; Ascomycota; Sordariomycetes; Hypocreales; Nectriaceae.
AUGGCACCUCCGCGAAAGAAACCCCGUACCCGUGUUGGUCCGAAGGAGGACCCUGCCGAUGAGCAGUCUGCUGGCAUUCUCACGGACUUUCGCACCUCCUGGCUUCUUAAGAAUGAUGAGCAGCUAGUCGAGCUCAAGGUGAAAGGCGAAAUUUUCCAAGUCGCCAAGAACGUCCUGACCAAGAACUCGGAGUACUUCGAAAGCUGCCUCAACGGUCGCUUUGCCGAGGCCAAGAAGGGAGGCGUUGAAUUCAAUGACGAGGACAUCGAGCCGCGAUACCUAGGUCUCUACAUUGGGGUCGCCUACAGUCACUCCUCUAUUGUCCCACAUGCGCAUCCCCGUCCUGCCCAGAAUCCCGAGGCAGCACCUAUCAAGACUCCUAUGCGAGACUAUGUCGAAGUCUAUAAGCUUUGCGACCGCUUCAUCAGCCCCAGUAUGGGUGAAUUUAUUGCCCGCUGCAUUGACGUCGCCAUCGGCAAUGGGCACCGCGCCCUCUACCGUACUGAGGCCGACCAAGGAACGCAGAAACUACUCAUGCGCGACUUUGCCGACGGCUACGAGGCUCUUGACAUGCAGCACGGCACCCAGGUUGAGAUUGGCGACCGGAUGAUCACCUACUUCUGCGAGGGGGUCAGCUACAAAGCUUGGAUUGAGACCAUGGAGGACCUUCGUGAUCGUCCCAAGUUCAUUGGCCAUGUUUCUCGCGGCUUCGCGACGAAGCUCCAAGAGCUUCAGGCCAGCCGUAAACUCAAACGCAAGGAGUGGGCUGGUCCGGGCAUUGCCUAG